AUAACCAGACGGAGAAAAGUUUGGAUUCAGAUACCAUGAACCCGGACAUCCUUUCCGUGUGGGAAAUGAUAGGAGCAAAGCCGUGCGGCAUGGAUAUUCCCGGGCGGCGACGUGUCGAGGCGGCGGCGCCGUGCCGGCGGCGAGGGACGGGGGAUCGGACAGGGGGUAGCCCCCGCGUCCCGCUCGGCGGCACAUGGCCGUGCGUUAGCUUUGCUUAACUCGUGUUGCCAUGGAGUCAGCGCCAGCACGAUGCUGGGUUGGGUUGGGUGGGUGCGGACGGUGCGCCCGCCCACGCGUCCGGUCGCCACCGCCCCGGCCGACCUCCUCCGGCGGGCCCCUCCACCGCCCCGCCCAGCAUGGCAAGGCAGCGCGCGCGAGCGCCAGCGAGUGACCUAGUCGAUGAGUGCUCCUCCGGCACCAGCUGCUGCCUGCUGCUGAGGCCGGCGGCCUGAGGUGGGCUCGCCACUGCCGCAGAGCAACGGCGCUGCUGUUACAAACUACAAAGGGGACUCCACCUGCGCCCCGGCUCGAAUGGCAGCCCACCACCUCUCCCACCUGCGUCCUCCCCCGCGCCCGCUCCGCUUCCCUGCCGAGACAUGGCGCCCUGCGCGUCCCCGUCCGCCCUCGCGCUUUCCUCCAGCACGCGGGUCAGCCUCCCGCAGACGCUGGCGCUGCGGCAGCGGCCGGAGGCGCGUGUCCCCCGUGCGCCCAGCGCGCUGCUCCGCCCGUCGACCGCGCGCUCGUGGUUGGGCCCCUUGCCGCCCAAGCUCGCCGCGGCGUACCCUCGUGCCGGCGCCCGCGGCACCGGCAGGGGGCCGCCGCCGUUCCGGCCUCGCGCGUUGAUGACGACGUCUCAGAUUGCCAGCGCCGCCUUCACCUGGGGCACCGUCGCCGUCCUCCCCUUCUACACCCUCAUGGUCGUCGCCCCCAACGCCAGCAUAACCAAACGCACCGUGGAGAGCAGCGCCCCCUACGUCGCGCUCGGCCUCCUCUACGCCUACCUGCUCUACCUGUCGUGGACGCCCGACACCCUGCGCGCCAUGUUCGCAAGCAAGUACUGGCUCCCUGAGUUGCCGGGCAUCGUGAGGAUGUUCGCGAGCGAGAUGACCGUCGCCUCUGCUUGGAUCCACCUCCUCGCCGUCGACCUCUUCGCGGCAAGUGUUUGCAAUGCAGGCAGGUGUACCACGACGGCCUCAAGAACAAGAUCGAAACCAGGCACUCGGUCUCGCUUUGCCUGCUCUUCUGCCCGGUUGGGAUCCUGUGCCAUGUGGCGACUAAGGUACUGGCGGGGGCAGUUGGCCGCUCACAUUGAUGAUUGGAAUUGGGUGGUUGUACGUAGGAUCCAAUUGUUUAGCUGGUGGAUUUUAUGUGAUUUGAAUAUCAAUAAAAUGAUUCAGUGCACCGAUUCUUUUCAUAUAUGGGCUCACACCAAUUAUAGGCGACUGAAUUUACUUAUUGUCAGGGUCUCCUAGCAGUUCAGGAUAGUC
Panicum hallii is the source of this 1487-nucleotide messenger RNA. Its product is annotated as protein MAO HUZI 4, chloroplastic. The transcript has 6 exons. The record is from RefSeq and is a predicted model, not a curated record. Bases 597 to 1472 code for a protein of 291 amino acids. NCBI's taxonomy places the organism in Eukaryota, Viridiplantae, Streptophyta, Magnoliopsida, Poales, Poaceae.